Molecule: messenger RNA, 1469 nt
Organism: Vigna radiata var. radiata (mung bean)
Lineage: Eukaryota; Viridiplantae; Streptophyta; Magnoliopsida; Fabales; Fabaceae
Product: alcohol dehydrogenase-like 7
Exons: 10
Coding region: 186-1352 (388 amino acids)
Biological process (GO): formaldehyde catabolic process
Cellular component (GO): cytosol
Molecular function (GO): zinc ion binding; S-(hydroxymethyl)glutathione dehydrogenase [NAD(P)+] activity
Source: RefSeq, a predicted model, not a curated record
UAGAUGGCGUGGCAAUAUCAUCUAAGAAGAAAGAAAAACUAUACAAGCUAUCUACCACUUUUUUUCUGUCAUUUACGGCUUUCCAUUAAAUGUGUAACGGAGCACGUGAGAGGAUCUUGGUGUCUCUAUAAGAGGUGCGUAUUCAUCUUCUUCCCAAACCACCGUUCCUAUUUCCACAGUUGGCUAUGGAAGAUAACAACAAUGCUUCAACAACCGAAGGAAAACCAAUACGAUGCAAAGCUGCCGUUGCUAGAAACGCUCGUGAGCCAUUGGUGAUUGAAGAGAUAACUGUGGCGCCACCAAUGUCCAGUGAGGUGCGGAUUCGUGUUAUCUGUUCCUCUCUCUGCCACAGUGACGUCACUUUUCGGAACCUCCAGGUUCCUCCUGCCAUUUUUCCAAGGAUUCUGGGUCAUGAGGCAACUGGGGUUGUGGAAAGUGUAGGGAAGGAUGUAACUGAAGUUAGAAAAGGUGAUGUGGUUAUUACAGUUUUUCUACCAGAAUGUGGGGAGUGCAUAGAUUGCAAAUCAAGCAAGAGCAACCGUUGUUCUAUUUUCCCUUUCAAGGUGUCUCCCUGGAUGCCUCGACAUGGUACGUCUAGAUUCACUGACAAGAAUGGAGAGAUCAUAAGCCAUUUUUUGUAUAUUUCAAGCUUCAGUGAGUACACUGUGGUGGACAUUGCCAAUAUUAUCAAGAUUGAUCCAGAAAUUCCUCCUGACAGGGCAUGCCUUCUUGGAUGUGGUGUUUCAACAGGGGUAGGUGCUGCUUGGAGAACUGCUGGUGUGGAACCAGGGUCUACAGUAGCCAUAUUUGGGCUGGGGUCUAUUGGAUUAGCAGUUGCAGAGGGAGCAAGACUUUGUGGAGCAACUAAGAUUAUAGGUGUUGACGUCAAUCCAGAAAAAUUUGAAAUUGGAAAAAAGUUUGGAGUCACAGAUUUUGUCCAUGCCGGAGAAUGUGGGGACAAUCCUGUGAGCCAGGUUAUCAUAGAGAUGACUGGUGGGGGAGCAGAUUAUUGCUUCGAAUGUGUUGGCACGGCAUCAUUGGUGCAUGAAGCAUAUGCUUCUUGUAGAAAGGGUUGGGGAAAAACAAUUGUUUUAGGAGUGGACAAGCCAGGAGCCAGGAUAAAUCUCAGUUCCCAUGAGGUCCUUCAUGACGGGAAGUGUCUCAUGGGAUCCUUGUUUGGAGGUCUCAAACCGAAGUCUCACGUACCUAUUCUCCUUAAACGUUACGUGGACAAGGAAUUGCAGUUGGAUGAAUUUGUCACUCAUGAGGUGGAGUUUAAGGACAUCAACAAAGCUUUUGAUUUAUUGAGUACAGGAAAGUGUCUUCGAUGUGUGAUUUGGAUGGGUAAAUGAGUACAUUGUUAAGCAUUCCUAGUCCUUGAUGAUGAUAUGCAACAUGAAACAUUUAUUCCCAGAUUUUAUGUAUUUGAGAAAACAUAUUCAAUAAAACAGAGCUUCUAUUUUACUGCA